Vigna umbellata (rice bean) is the source of this 702-nucleotide messenger RNA. The record is from RefSeq and is a predicted model, not a curated record. NCBI's taxonomy places the organism in Eukaryota, Viridiplantae, Streptophyta, Magnoliopsida, Fabales, Fabaceae.
AUGGAGAUGUUUAAAAAAUUGGAGAUUACCAUACCUUUCUCUGAAGCAUUACAACAUAUGCCAUCAUAUGAAAAUUUUUUGAAGGAACUCCUUACAAAGAAAAGAAAAUACAUUGAGAAGGAGACCAUUGAAGUUCAAGGUAACUGUAGUGCAAUUAUACAUAUAUUUCCUCCUAAGUUUAAAGAUCCAGGAAUUUUCACUAUUCCUUGCACCAUAGUAGAGUUGGAAGUUGGAAGGGCGUUGAUUGAUUUAGGAGCUAGCAUUAACUUAAUGUCGCUUUCCAUUUUCAAAAGAAUUAAGGGUUUGGAACUCAAACCUACUAGAAUGACGCUUCAAUUGGCAAACAGGUCUCUUAAAUAUCCGUAUGGGGUGGUUGAAGAUGUGUUGGUAAAGGUUGACAAAUUUGUAUUUCCAGUGGAUUUUGUCAUAAUGGAAAUGGAGGAGAAUGGAGAUGUGCCUCUUAUCCUGGGAAGACCAUUUAUGAAAACAGCUAGAGUUUUAAUUGAUGUGGAGAAUGGCAAGCUUAAAGUGAGACUGCAAGAUGAAGAAGUGAGUUUUGAUGUAUUCAAAGUCAUGACACACCCUAAGGAUGAUAACGCAUGUUUCCAACUUGAUAUGGUUGAUGAACUUUGUAUGGUGCCAGAGACGAUGAUGCGUUGUUCUUCUCCAUUGUUCUUCUCCAUUAGAAAGAACUCUCAUUGA